This is a messenger RNA of Uranotaenia lowii, 825 nucleotides long. RefSeq names its product RWD domain-containing protein 4. Gene Ontology annotation, molecular function: protein binding. The record is from RefSeq and is a predicted model, not a curated record. NCBI's taxonomy places the organism in Eukaryota, Metazoa, Arthropoda, Insecta, Diptera, Culicidae. Bases 147 to 779 code for a protein of 210 amino acids. The transcript has 3 exons.
CGGACAACAGCAGUCAUAUUCAGCACACGGCUCAGGAUCGCGAGCAAAUAUUACUGAUCUGAUUGUAAUUUUGUCCCAUUAAGCUUAGAUAAUCGACUGGUAGUAGUUUUACUAAUUUUACUCACUUCUAAGUAUACCGGUUAAAAAUGUCCGAAACGAAGGAAAUGCAAACGGAUGAGAGGGAGGCGCUAAUUUCCAUCUACGAGGGCGACAGUUCCUUCAAACAGAUCAACGCUGAAACUUAUCAAUAUAAGUACGGCGAGGACGAUGAGAAAAAGUCAUUCCUGCUAGAAAUAAGUUGGCAUGAAAAUUAUCCCAACGAGCUUCCAACUAUUAAUAUGGAUACGUUUUACAACAGGAAUAUUUCCCGCACCGUAAAGGAUCGGAUAAUCGCAAUGCUAAAAGAGGAAGGUGACCAGUGGCUGGGCUGCGGCAUGACCUACACUCUGUUCGAGUGCCUUAAAGACAAGGUGGAGGAUCUGCUGGUGGACGAGAACUGCAAUGCUGACAAUGAUCAGCAAAUCAUCGGUACCGGUCAUCCAGAUGGAGAACCGGGAGCCGAUGACGAUGAAAAUUCCUCCGACGCCGAGGGUGACGAACGGGGGAACCGAACCGGUGGAGGAACUGGCGCAGGUGGAGGACAGAAGAAAGAACAUCUCACCAAGGCACAAAAACGGAAACAGUGGGACCGAGUCGAUAACAAGGGCAAUCGUCCCAGGGGCUGGGAUUGGGUGGACAUUGUUAAGCAUUUGUCGCAAACCGGCGGAAAGCCGGAGUAACUGUAGGAUUGCUUUUGGAAAUAUAUUUAAAUAAGCAAAAAAUUGA